UGGUAACCGAGGUUUCCAUGCGGGCUGCAUUUUCAAAAGAAGUGCAGGGACUUCUUCCCUGCGUGUCACGGGGGGAAAUACUGGUACUUCUAGGUAGGGGGGAGCAUGUGCAGGGGCGGACUGACCAUUUGGAAACUCGGGCACUGCCCGAGGGCCUGGGGUCAGUAGGGGGCCCCAUGAGAUGCCCCUGGUACCUUUUUCAUAGGCUUUUUUGAGUUUGGGCAAGGACACAGUGGCCCCAUGAUCCCCUAUUGCCCGGGGGCCCCAUGA
This is a messenger RNA of Staurois parvus, 270 nucleotides long. NCBI's taxonomy places the organism in Eukaryota, Metazoa, Chordata, Amphibia, Anura, Ranidae. The record is from the annotation of a GenBank genome assembly.